AUGAGCGACGGAGGACCACCCGAGCCUGUGUUGGAGGUGCCACUUCCCACAGAGAUCCAAGUGCUCGAGACGGCUGAUGAUAUCCAGCACCGUCGUACCGAAGUGCUUUCUCACUACACGCAAUUCAAAGAUUACUCAAAAAGCAAAAGGGAUCGUCUCGAAGAAGCACGACAAUAUCAAUACUUCAAGAGAGAUGCCGACGAAUUGGAGGUGUGGAUUAUCGAGAAAUUGCAAACAGCACAAGAGGAGAGCUUCCGAGAUCCGACAAAUCUUCAAGCAAAGAUUCAAAAGCAUGAAGCGUUCAAAGCCGAGGUGCAAGCCCAUUCGAAGACGAUCAUCACUUUGGACAAAACUGGCACUGACAUGAUCAAGCACGAGCAUUUUGCCUCAAACGAGAUUCGAAAACGACUCGAUGAAUUACACGCCCUUUGGGACAAAUUGCAAUGGCAUCUCCAGCAGAAGGGACUCAAACUCGAUCAAGCAUUGAAACUCUUGCAAUUCGUGCGUCAAUGCGAUGAGGUUCUUCGUUGGAUUCGUGAUAAAGAAACAUUUGUCACAUCGGAAGAUUUGGGAAUGGAUUUGGAACAUGUUGAGGUUCUGCAGCGGAAAUUCGAGGAUUUUCUCAAGGAUCUUCAAAAUCAUCACUAUAGAAUCACAGAGAUCAAUGAAGCGGCAAGGAAAUUGGUUGAAGAGGGACACACUGAGCAUGAUCAGAUUUACAAGAAGAGAGAUGAGGUGAAUGACGCUUGGCACAAAUUGAACACCUUGGCCGCCACUCGUCGUGAAGGACUUUUCGGCGCUCAACAAGUUCAACGCUUCAACCGUGACGCUGAUGAGACUUUAGCCUGGAUUGCUGAGAAGGAUUUGGCUCUUUCAUCGAAUGAUUACGGUCGUGACUUGAACAAUGUGCAAGCUCUGCUUCGAAAGCACGAAGGAACCGAGCGAGAUCUGGCCGCAUUAGAAGCAAAGAUGCAACACUUGGAGAAAGAUCAACAAAGAUUGAUUGAAACGCAUCCCGAUCAUCAAGAUGCUAUUCAAGCUAAAAUGGAUGAAGCAAAGAAACAAUGGGAUGCGUUGAGGAGAAAGGCUGCUAAUCGUAAAGCUGGUUUGGAAAGAUCACAUAUGGUUCAUCGCUUCUUGGCCGAUUAUCGUGAUCUAAUCUCUUGGAUCAAUGACAUGAAGGCGGUGAUCUCAGCCGAUGAAUUGGCUAAAGAUGUUGCUGGAGCUGAGGCUCUUCUGGAAAUUCAUCACGAACACGAAGGAGAGAUUGAUGCUCGAGAGGAUUCUUUCAAACAAACCGCUGAAGCUGGACAAAAACUUCUCAAUGAGGGAGUGCCAGAAUCAUCGGAGAUUCAUCACAAUUUGGAGACACUUGCUAGGGAGAAGGCUGAACUCCUUGCUCUUUGCCAAGAGCGUCGAAUUCUUUAUGAGCAAUGUAUGGAUCUUCAACUCUUCUAUCGGGACACCGAUCAAGCCGAGACUUGGAUGAACAAACAGGAAGCUUUCUUGGCCAACGAGGAUUUGGGUGACUCUUUGGACGCUGUGGAGUCUCUUCUGAAAAAACACGAGGACUUUGAGAAAAGUCUAGCCGCUCAAGAGGAGAAAAUCAAUGCUCUUGACGAGUUUGCAUCUAAAUUGAUCCAGGGACAGCACUAUGCAGCUGAUGAUGUGGCUCGUCGUCGUCAGGCUCUUCUCAGCCGUCGCCGCCAUUUGAUGGAUCGUGCUGCUGAAAGACGCAGAAAAUUAGAAGAAAGCUAUCGUAGACAAACAUUCGAUAGAGAUUGUGAUGAGAUGUUGGCUUGGAUCACUGAAAAGUUGAAGACUGCAAAAGAUGACUCGUACUUAGACCCAACAAAUAUUCGUGGAAAGCUCCAGAAACACACGAACUUUGAGCAAGAGCUGAAGGCGAAUCGGAACAGAUUGGAUGAGAUUAAUGCAACUGGAGAUCAGAUUGUAAGAUCGGGACAUUAUGCGGCUGAUCAUGUGAGAGAUCGGCUGAGAGAAGUGGACGCGCUUUGGAAUGAAUUGGUCGAGGCGUCGAAUCGGAAAGCGGCGAAAUUGAGAGAGGCUGGCGAAGAGCAACAAUUCAAUCGGAAUCUCGAGGAUUUCGAGUUGUGGUUGAGCGAGCAAGAAGGACAGGCUGCCAGCGAGGACUAUGGAAAAGAUUUGGUCUCUGUGCAGAACUUGCAAAAGAAGAAUGCUCUUCAGAACUCUGAUUACCAAGCACACAAAGAUCGCAUGGAUGGAAUCAAGAAUCAGGCGACAAACUUCCAAGACAACGAUCAUUUCAAUGCGCCCGUUAUUCUCCGAAAAUACGAGGCUCUCCAAGGACGAUUUGAUACAUUGGCUGAUCCAUUGAUCAAGCGACAGAAUAAGCUCCAAGAAUCGCUUCAAGGAAAUCAACUCUUCCGUGAUAUUGAGGAUGAAUUGGCUUGGAUCCGAGAGAAGGAGCAGGUUGCCGCUUCCACAAACCGUGGUCGAGACCUGAUCGGAGUGCAAAAUCUCAUCAAGAAACAUCAAGCACUCGUCGCUGAAGUCACCAAUCAUGAGCCUCAAAUUGACUCGGUUGCCCGUGCCGCCGAAGAGAUGAUUGCUCAGGGUCACUUCUUGGCGCCGGAGAUUCGCGACAAAUUGGCUCAACUGAAGGACAAUUGGAGAGCGCUGAAGAACAAGGCUGACAAGAGACGAGGAGAGCUCAACGAUUCGCUUCAGGCUCACCAAUAUUUGGCUGAUGCGAAUGAGGCCGAGGCAUGGAUGGGCGAGAAGGAGCCGAUUGUCGGAAGUACAGAUUAUGGAAAAGAUGAGGACUCGGCUGAGGCAUUGUUGAAGAAACACCGUGCCCUCCUCUCGGACUUGGACGCUUUCAAGGGAACUAUCGAAGAUCUCCGAAAGCAAGCCGCUCAAUGCAAAUAUCAAGAGCAACCAGUUGGAGCACUUGGCCGUGACUGUGUGAUCGCUCUCUACGACUAUCAAGAGAAAUCCCCACGUGAAGUCUCGAUGAAGAAAGGCGAUGUACUCACUCUGCUCAACGCUUCAAAUAAGGAUUGGUGGAAAGUUGAAGUAAAUGAUCGUCAAGGAUUCGUCCCAGCAGCCUAUGUGAAGAAAAUGGAUGCAGCUACUGCUCAAGCUCACUCGCAACAACAUGUGAGCUCAAUUGGUGGGAAACAGAAUGAGAUCGAGGACCGCUAUAAUCGCCUUCAAAUGCUUGGAGAGGCUCGCAAAAGGAAGCUUGAAGAAGCCUGCAAGGGUUAUCAACUUCUCCGUGAGGCUAACGACAUGGCUGAAUGGAUUCGAAGCAGGGAGAACAUGGCAACUCAACAAGAUAUCGGAUUGGAUUUGGAACAAGUCGAAGUGCAACAAAAGAAAUUUGAUGAUUUCAAGGCUGAUAUGAAGGCACAUGAGGUCCGUCUCGCUGAGAUGAAUCAAAUCGCCACUGCUUUGACAUCAGUCGGACAAACAGAAACCGCUGUCCGCAUUCGUCAACAAAUCGAGGAUUUGAAUGCCAGAUGGCGCGCGCUUGAGGAGCAAGCCGAGCAACGUGAACAACAACUCGGAUCAGCUCACGAGGUGCAACGCUUCCAUCGUGACGUCGACGAGACUCGAGAUUGGAUCCAAGAAAAGGAUGAUGCCCUCGAUUCGGAUGACUUUGGAAGAGAUCUUCGAUCAGUGCAAGCAUUGCAAAGAAAACAUGAGGGAGUUGAGAGAGAUUUGGCUGCAUUGGGUGAUAAGAUCAAGAGUCUUGAUGAGAAGGCGAAUAGAUUGAGACAAAGCCACCCCGAGGCCGCUGAACAGAUCUUCGACUUGCAACGCGAGCUCACCGAGCAAUGGAAUAGACUCACCGCAAAGGCCAACAAUCGCCGUGAAAAACUUCUUGAUUCAUACGACUAUCAACGCUUUUUGACCGAUUAUCGUGAUCUUACGCAAUGGAUUCAAACCCAAACCGGUCUCGUCUCUAGCCAAGAACUCGCCAAUGAUGUGACUGGAGCUGAAGCUUUAUUGGAAAGACAUCAAGAGUAUCGAACGGAGAUUGAUGCUCGUGGAGCGACUUUCCACUCAUUUGAUCAAUUCGCUCGUCAAUUGUUGAACAAUCAUCACUACGCUUCGGAAGAUAUCGCCAAGAGACAACAAGAAGUGAAUGAUGGGAGAAUUCGAAUGGAAGAGGCUUGGGUGCACCGUAGAGAGAUUCUUGAUCAAUGUCUGAACUUGCAAUUGUUCCUCCGUGACUGUGAGCAGGCUGACUCGUGGAUGAGUGCUCGUGAAGCAUUCCUUAAUGCUGAGGAUCCGUCAGGAGACAAUGUCGAGUCACUUAUCAAGAAACACGAGGACUUUGACAAGGCGAUCAACUCACAACAAGAGAAAAUCCAUCAACUCAAGACUUUUGCCGAUCGUUUGAUCAACGAUGGACACUAUGAUCAAGGUGGUAUCGCUCGAAAACGAGACUCAAUUCUGGACCGUUGGGAUCGCCUGAAGACGCAGCUGAUUGAGAAGAGAAGCAAAUUAGGAGAAAGUCAAACAUUGCAACAAUUCUCCCGAGAUGCCGACGAGAUUGAGAACUGGAUCGCUGAGAAAUUCCAGGUUGCGCAAGAGGCUGACUACUGUGAUCCAACGAACAUCCAACAAAAGCACCAAAAGCAACAGGCUUUCGAGGCUGAGUUGGCUGCGAAUGCUGACCGAAUUUCCACUCUAAUCCACGCUGGUCAAAACCUUAUUGAUGGUGCGAAAUGCGCGGGUGGAGAAGACGCGGUCGGUGAUCGCCUUAAAGCAAUCAACGAUCAAUGGGAGCUUCUCGUUCGAACAACUCAUGACAAGAGCUAUCGACUCAAAGAAGCUAACAAACAGAAAUCAUUCAUGGCCGCUGUCAAAGACUUGGAGUUCUGGUUGGGCGAAGUGGAGAUCUUGCUCGCCAGUCCAGAUUAUGGAAAGGAUUUGCCAUCAGUGGAGAAUUUGCUGAAGAAACACCAAUUGUUGGAGGCUGAUGUGAAUGCACAUCAAGAUCGAGUAAAUGAGAUGAAUCAACAGGCUGACUCCCUUCUUCAAUCCGACCAAUUCGCCAAUCAACAAAUUGAUGAGCGCCGUCGUGCCAUCAAUGAUCGUUAUGAUCGUGUGAAACAACAAGCUAAAGAAAGAAGAGACAAAUUGAAUAAAGCACUCAAUCUUCACCAAUUCUUCCGUGAAGUCGAUGAUGAAGAAUCGUGGAUCAAGGAGAAGAAGCUCUUGGUCAGCUCGGAUGAUUAUGGAAGAGAUUUGCAAGGAGUGCAAAACUUGCGUCGUAAACAUCGCAGAAUUGACACCGAGUUGACGAGCCAUGAGCCAUUGGUGGAACAAGUGAGAACACGAGGAAUCGAAUUGCUGAGAUCUGCCGGAGAUUUGGGUGGAGAUGAGAUUCGAAAGAGAAUGGCUGACAUGGAAGCACAAUGGAGUAAUAUGAGAGAGAUGACAGCAAAGAGACAACAACGAUUGAACGAGAGUGAGGAGUUCCAGGAUUUCCUUGGAAAGAUAGAGGAAGAAGAAGCUUGGAUGAACGAGCGUCAACAAAUCCUCUCUUCACCAAACGUUGGAGAGAACAUGGCCGCUGUACAAGGACUUCUCAAGAAGCACAAGACUUUCGAGGUCGAUCUUCAACUUCACAAACAACGUGUCGCUGAUUUGAACAAGAUGGGCGAGGAUUUGAUCAACCGUGGAAAUCAUCAUGCUCCACAUAUUAAGCAGAGAUGUGAGCAACUACGCAACCGUCUUGCCGAGAUUGACAAUUUGGCUGUCUAUCGCCUCCAGAAACUCAACGACAACUAUGCGUAUAUGCAAUUCGUUUGGAAAUGCGAUGUGGUUGAGGGAUGGAUCGCUGAUAAGGAGAUCCUCGUUCGUUCCGACGAUUAUGGACGAGAUUUAUCCUCUGUGCAAAUCCUUCUCAAUAAACACGAUGCUUUCGAUACCGGGCUGAACAACUUUGAGCACGAUGGUAUUCAGCGAUGCACAGAGUUGAGGGAUCAAUUGAUUGCGAAUAAGCAUGCCCAGACACCGGCUGUGAAUAAACGAUAUGACAAUGUGAUCGCUCGUUGGCAACAAUUGUUGAAUAACUCGGAGGGAAGACGACAGAAAUUGUUGAAGAUGCAAGAACAGUACAGACAGAUCGAAGAGUUGUACUUGAUGUUCGCGAAAAAGGCCUCGACUUUCAACUCAUGGUUUGAGAAUGCAGAGGAGGAUUUAACGGAUCCUGUUCGUUGCAACUCUUUGGAAGAAAUCGUGGCUCUUCGUCAAGCUCACGACGAGUUCCAAGCGUCGUUGGCUUCAGCUGAAGAAGACUUUGUUCAACUUCAAUCACUCGAUCGCAGAAUCAAAUCCUUCAAUGUUGGCCCCAAUCCGUACACUUGGUUUACGAUGGAUGCUUUGGAGGAGACAUGGCGAAAUCUCCAGAAGAUCAUCAAGGAACGAGAGACCGAGUUGAAUAGGGAAAAGGCGAGACAAGAGGAGAACGAUCGUCUUCGUCGCGAUUUUGCUCGCUUGGCGAACGCUUUCCACAACUGGUUAACGCAAACUCGUCAGGAAAUGAUGGAAGCCGUUGGAACACUUGAGGAACAGCUGGAGGUCCUGAAAAAGAAAGCCGCUGACAUUCGCGCAAACAAGGCCCAAUUGCGAAAGAUUGAAGAACAAGGAGCACUCUUGGAGAGGAAUCUCAUUCUUGACAAUCGUUACACCGAACACUCGACAGUCGGCCUUGCUCAAGCUUAUGAUCAAUUGGAGCAAUUGGCGAUGAGAAUGCAACACAAUUUGGAGCAACAGAUCCAAGCUCGCAACCAGUCCGGAGUUACCGAGGAGGCACUUCGCGAAUUCUCCAUGAUGUUCAAGCAUUUCGAUAAGGAGAAGUGCGGUCGACUUGAUCACCAGCAGUUCAAGUCUUGUCUGCGCGCGUUGGGUUACGAUCUCCCGAUGGUUGACGAGGGACAACCCGAGCCCGAGUUCAACAGAAUUCUGGACAUUGUUGAUCCACAGAGAGAUGGUUGGGUAAAUCUGCAAGAGUACAUGGCGUUCAUGAUCUCUAAAGAAACCGAGAACAUCCAAUCAUCUGAAGAGAUCGAGAGCGCUUUCCGUGCUUUGUCAAAGGAAUUCCGUCCAUAUGUUACUGCAGAGGAGCUCUAUGCAAAUCUGACUCCCGAGCAAGCCGAGUUCUGCAUUCAGCGUAUGAAGCCUUAUCUGGACGCGAUCUCAAGCCGAAAUAUCCCCGGCGGUCUCGACUAUGAACAAUUUGUGCACACCAUGUUCCAAAGC
This is a messenger RNA of Mesorhabditis belari, 7263 nucleotides long. Lineage: Eukaryota; Metazoa; Nematoda; Chromadorea; Rhabditida; Rhabditidae. The record is from the annotation of a GenBank genome assembly.